Messenger RNA from Colletotrichum destructivum, 7302 nucleotides. RefSeq names its product Putative Acyl transferase domain superfamily, polyketide synthase, ketoreductase domain, thiolase. The record is from RefSeq and is a predicted model, not a curated record. Bases 1 to 7302 code for a protein of 2433 amino acids. The transcript is spliced from 7 exons. NCBI's taxonomy places the organism in Eukaryota, Fungi, Ascomycota, Sordariomycetes, Glomerellales, Glomerellaceae. Gene Ontology annotation, molecular function: 3-oxoacyl-[acyl-carrier-protein] synthase activity; oxidoreductase activity; fatty acid synthase activity. Gene Ontology annotation, biological process: fatty acid biosynthetic process; secondary metabolite biosynthetic process.
AUGAUCCCAUGCAAAGAACAAGAACCAAUCGCAAUCAUCGGGGCUGCUUGUCGCUUGCCCGGUGAAGCGACGUCACUUGGCGGACUAUGGGACAUGAUCAGCCAUGGCCGUAGUGCCCACAGAAAAGUUCCGCCUUCGCGGUGGGAUGCAGAUACGUGGUAUCAUCCUGACCCUGACCGGAAGGGAUCAAUCAGCGUGAAGCAUGGAUAUUUUCUGGAGCAGGAUGUGUCCCUAUUCGAUGCACCAUUCUUCUCGAUGACAGCCAAGGAAGCUGCGGGGACGGACCCAAUGAAACGGCUGUUGCUAGAAGUAAGCUACGAAGGCUUUGAAAAUGCCGGCGUUUUGAUGGACAAUUUGAUGAACUCCCAAACCGGCGUUUACGUUGGUUGCAUGACGAAUGACUAUGAGCAACUCUCAACUCACGAUAUCUAUGAUACAGGAGAUUUGGCAGCGUCCGGUAUGAGUGAGGCCAUGACUGCGAACCGAGUAUCAUGGUUCUUCGGUUUACGCGGUCCUAGUUUGACACUCGACACUGCAUGUUCGUCGAGCCUGUAUGCACUUCACUUGGCGUGUCAAUCGCUGAAGUCAAGGGAAACCAAUAUGGGACUGGUGGCUGGCGUCAACUUGAUCUUGCAUCCUAACUUCAUGCAUCAGCUUUCUUCAAUGCACAUGCUCAGUCCCGAGGGUAUAUCGCACUCUUUCGAUCACCGAGCAAAUGGCUAUGGCCGUGGCGAGGGUAUAGGUUGUCUGGUACUAAAACGACUGAAGGACGCUCUUCGGGACGGGGACACCAUCCGAGCUGUUAUUCGUGGAACCGGAACCAAUGCGGAUGGAAAAACACCGGGAAUCACGCAGCCCAGCUCCGAGGCACAGGCUGAGCUUAUCAGGACUACGUACGAGGCAGCCGGCCUCUCGCUCUCGGAUACUCAGUAUUUUGAGGCGCAUGGCACUGGAACCCCUCUGGGUGAUCCGAUUGAACUUUCGGCAAUUGGCGCAACUCUCGGCGCGACGCGUUUGUCUGAGACAGAACCCCUCUACGUGGGAAGUAUCAAGGCCAAUGUCGGCCAUACGGAAGGCUGCUCCGGUCUUGCUGGCGUGCUCAAAUCUAUCUUAUGUCUGGAAAAGGGUGUGCUUGUUCCCACGGCCGGCAUCGAAAAGCUCAACCCGAAGCUGAAGCUCCGUGACUGGAACCUUGCAUUGUCGUCAGAAAACAUGGCGUGGCCUUCCAAAGGGCAACGACGCAUCAGCGUCAACUCGUUCGGUUUCGGCGGAGCCAACGCGCAUGUCAUUUUGGACGAUGCAUAUCACUACCUCCGAAACCGCGGACUCGUUGGAAACCAUACCACCGCCCAUUUGGAGGACUAUUCCUCCGAAUCUGGUAUCAGCAUGGGAUCAGACUCGCCACGACAAGAGGAAAAUAAGCGACUCUUUGUACUUAGUACGAGAGACCAGACAGGCAUUGAGCGUCUGGCGCCUCUGUACGCAGACUUCUUGGCGAACAAGGCAGCAACUUCAAAUUCUUCAUUCUUGGCGGAUCUGGCAUACACACUGUCAAACCGACGAACGCAUCUGGACUUCCGGAGUUUUGUAGUUGCGGAUUCCUCAUCGAUGCUUGAGACUCAGCUGAGAAAGGGACUCCCUCGACUCAAAAGAGUAUCGAAACAUGACAACCCCAUCUUCGUUUUUACCGGUCAAGGAGCCCAGUGGCCAGCGAUGGGGAAAGACUUGCUUAACAAUUGCAUCUUCCGCACCAGCAUCCACAGGUCGCAGGUCCUCCUAGAGCACUAUGGCUGCCCAUGGGAUCUGGUCGAUGAGCUUUCACGGACUACGAACUCCAACGUGGACUUGCCCCAGUAUAGCCAGGUUCUUUGUACGAUUCUGCAAAUCGCCCUUGUUGAUCUCUUACGAGAGUGGGAUGUUGUGCCAAAAGCUGUGGUGGGACACUCAAGUGGUGAAAUCGGAGCUGCUUAUGCCGCUGGGCUAUUGUCUCGCUGUAAUGCUGUCAAAGUAGCAUAUCUCCGUGGGAUCUGCUCCGCCAAAGUCGCCGACAAUGUCAGUCCGCGCGUAGGGGCAAUGGCAGCAGCUGGUAUCUCUGAAGAAGAGGCAGCCAAAUUCGUUGAGCAGGUGGCUCCUGGCUCUGUCGUCGUUGCAUGUGUCAACAGUCCGUCUAGUGUGACACUCUCUGGAGACAGUGAUGCCGUUACUCGACUUUGUGAGCAAAUCUCUGCAGAUGGAAAGUUCGCGAGGAUGUUACGCGUGAAAACUGCGUACCACUCCCCUCACAUGACAACCGUUGCGCAGGAGUACAUGGAUCGUAUGGGUGUUUUGAUUCCCUUGGCCGAAAAAGACCAAGUCGCCCCCAUGUUCUCGUCCUUCACUGGUAACACUGUUACUGCAAGGGACCUCGAUGCUUUAUACUGGAAAAAGAACAUGUGCGAACAGGUUCGGUUCUCACAAGCUAUGAAGACUUUACUCAAUUACGUGCCGGAACAAACGCAGAGGCGAGGUCGCAACCGCAUUCACUGGAGCGCCUUCGUUGAGAUUGGCCCCCAUACUGCGCUGCAGAGCCCAGUUGCAGAGAUCAUCAAAAUCAGCCAGAGCAAAGCAGCCAAAGAGGCGCCAUACUUCUCGGCAAUUAUCCGUGGAAAAGACUCCGAGGUGACGGCUCUUGAGUUGGCCGGGCAACUCUGGGGUUCCGGUCAUAACGUCAAACUUUCCAGGGUCAACUACAUCUAUCCUGAAUCAUUACCAACAUCACUUCCGGACCUGCCGUCGUAUCCUUGGAAUCACAGCAGAGGGUAUUGGCACGAGUCUGCGACGGCUCGAUCGAGCAGAUUUCCCCGCGGUCCCCGCACCGAUCUGUUAGGUGUGCCAGUAGACUUACAAAACGCCAUGGAGCCUAGGUGGCGGAACUAUCUACGGAUCCUGGAGAACCCAUGGAUUGAGGACCACAAGAUUACCGGGACGGUGCUCUACCCUGCAGCAGGCAUGAUCGUGAUGGCAAUGGAAGCAGCCCAUCAGCUACGGGACACGUUCAAACACCUGAAUGGCAUCACUUUUCGCGACCUCAAGUUUGAACGUGGGUUAGUUGUUUCGUCGCGGGAGCAGGCUGUGCAAACCGAGGUCAGUCUGCGGCCUGAUGACACACGUUCGUCAACUUGGGCUUUUGCAAUCUAUUCCACGCAAGCAGGAGGAUCUUGGACAAGGCAUUGCCAUGGAGUUCUCAGCCUGGAGUAUGCCAGCAACGGUAAUCACAACUCCGACGCCAUCCCGAGCUCAGAAUGGGCCACGCUUCUGAACGAGUGGGGAGAUAUUCAGAAAAACGCCACUGAAGAGAUCGAUAUGGAGACGUUCUAUGAUGAGCUUGAAGUAGUGGGCGUUGCCUACGGGCCGACCUUCAGGAAUGUUUUCCAAGCAGGCGUCGUCUCUGGGGAGCAUUGUGCCCAUGGAUCCAUCAAAAUCCCUGACACCAAGUCUACAAUGCCUUUCAACUACGAGUUUCCACACCUGAUACAUCCAGCGACCAUGGAUGCCAUAUUCCACCUGCUGUUUGUUGCGUUCUCUGACGGCAAACCAAUGGAAGAAGCCGCGGUACCAUACACACUGAAGCAUAUGUAUGUCUCCACGGAUCUGCCUCAAGGCCAUGGUAGAGUCUACAAAGGCUACGCCAAGCGCUUGCGGACGAGUGGUCGCGAGACAUCCGGUGACUUGGUCGUGUCAGAUGAAACCUGCAGCAGCCCCAAGUUGAUUGCCCGCGAUUUCGCUUUGAGGCAAGUUACUUCCUCUCAAGAAUCUUCUAAAGCAAGCUAUCACAGCUCAAGGCGGGUGUGCGCCAAACUUCGUUGGAAGGAGGAUGUGGACUUCAUCAGCUCUCCUGCGUCUCUGCGUAGCAUAGUUGCGGAUCAAUCUGGCUUUCCCUGCAACAAUGCAGCUUCGACCACGCUUUCGAUACUUCUUGACAGAUUACACCACAAGAAACCCGAUUACAGGAUGCUCAUAGUCAUGCAAGACGCGACCGAAGCUUCUUGGGACUCGGUUCGAGCAUUCCUGGACCCUUUGAACAACGGCACCAACUGGCGGCUCCGGAAGACUUUUAUUGCGUCUGCCACAAGCAACACUAGUCAGUUGCUGGAGACAUUAUCAACAGAGGAACAAGGCCAAAUCGAACUGCGGGAGUGGCAGCCCAGCAAACAAGAGGGUUUGCCAUUUAAUAAUCAGAUUUUUGACAUCAUGAUCGUAUGGAGGGCUCCGACAACCCAACAAUUGGACCUUUGGACCAUGUCUACGCUUCGAGAGUCCCUGGCUCCAAUGGGCCUACUUGGUGUCGUCACCCCCGAUCACAAAGGUCUUUCCUCGUUUACAGAGGUCGAAUCACUUAUUGCACCUGCUGGACUCGCAAAAAUUGCCAUUUUGUCAGAUGAAGAUCGCAGCCUGUCACUUUUACUUGCACGAAAGCUCACAUCACCAACCCCCACCAAUAAGCCCUCAGAGGUCUUUCUGCUCUGCAAAACUGAUCGUUCAUCGGGAUGCCAACAACUGGAAAAACUGUUGGUAGAAGGACUUCGCCUUUUUGGCUGCGAAGUGAAGCCUGCAACUUUGUCGGACGCGGAACAGCUCAGGGGCAAACACAUUAUCUCUUUGCUCGAAGUCGAAUCGCCUCUGGUCAACAGAUGGACAGAAACAGAGUUCACGCAGUUCAAACGCCUCGUAUCUGGUGUAACCCAUAUGCUUUGGCUAACCAAGGGUGGGCUGAUGGAGAACUGGAAUGGCGGCUUGGAAUUUGCGCCUUCGCAGGGCCUCCUGAGAGUCAUGCGAACGGAGUAUUCACACAUUACUAUGCCUCACCUAGAUCUAAACAGGUCUGAAAACGUGGAUUCUUCCUGUGUCGUCAAAACCAUCCUAAAUGUUUGGGAUGUUUCGGUUUCAGGCGUAUAUCAGCAACCUGAGAUGGAAUACGCCGAGCGUGAUGGUGCAAUCUUUGUGCCUAGGUUCAUCGAGGACGACGGCAUGGACACUAGCCUUGAUCUUCAAGAUGGGCUUCCUAAGCCUGUUCAAGGGACAUUGUGCGAGGACACGCAGUGGAAACUAACUCGAACAGAUGGGCAACUUACUUGGGUCGAAGAAGAGAUCGGCUCCCGGACCCUUGGUGACGGCGAAGUUGAGAUAGAGGUUGACCACAUCGUGCUGCAGGAAGUCUCCAGCACUUUACCAGAACACGAUCCACAAACCUAUCAGACAACAGCUGUAACAGGCAUUAUCUCAGGUCGCUCGUCAAUAGCCAAAUCAGCUGAAGCCGAACAGCGCGUCGUUGCGCUUCACACUGGUCCCUGUCGCACCAAGAUCAUCGCCAGCGAGGGACUCGUCAGAGUGUUACCCCCCAGCAUUGACUCGUCAACCAUACUGGAGACGGCUGUAGCCCUAUUUGCCGCGCAGUAUGCCCUAGAAGAAGCGGCGAGACUGGAGAGAGGACAGACAGUUCUCGUUCACGGAGCGGAGUCCCCACUUGGCCAGGCAGCCUUACAGCGAUCUCAAAUGGCCGGAGCUGAGGUCUUUGUCACCAUCAAAGAUCCGGUUGAGAGACACUCGAUCUGUCAAAAGUUUGGCCUCGGCCGAGGUCGAGUGUUUGAGAGCGCGUCCAAGACCUGCGUGGCAGAUGUUCUUCGACAAACUCAAGGUCGCGGAGCAGACGUUAUCCUCAAUUGCAGACAAGACGAGUUGACGCCCAACCUCUUCGGUUGCUUGGGGGAAUUUGGCACCUUUGUUGAUCUUGACCCCGGACGAGCCUCAAAACUAUCGUCCACACCACCUUCUCGCCAAAACGCAACUUUUGUCACGGCCAACCCCUCGCGGCUUUUAGAAGCGAGGCCAGCACUAGCCCAGCGCAUAUGGGCCGAAGUUUUUGAGUUCAUUGAAGCCGGAAAUUUUUCCCUUCAGACUCCUGGCCUGCUCAAGUCCGUCGCCGACAAUGGCUUUGUUGCACCGCAACUUCGCGAGGAUGAAGACAGAGGAUUGAAGGUUUUGCAUGUCGAUCGCAACGCCAAAGUCACCCUCCUACCCUUCGAAGUUUCAAAGCUCAGUCUCGAUGCGGACGGGACGUACGUUCUCGCCGGUGGCCUGGGUGCUCUGGGCCUGCAGAUAGCAGAGAUGAUGUUCCAGCAUGACGCGGGACAUGUGGUGUUCCUCUCUCGGUCCGGAGGCGAGAAGAAUCAGACAGAUCUCGAAUCUUUCCGUCGACGUGGACUGAGGGUUGACGCGUUGAAGUGUGACGUAGCUGAUGCACCACAAGUUGAGAAUGUCGUCCGGCGACUCCAGAGUGAUGGACGACACAUCAAAGGUGUCAUCCAACGUGCCAUGGAUGCCAUUUUCGAAAACAUGACCUACGAGCAGUGGCAAAAGUCAACGCGGCCCAAGGUCCAAGGCACAAUGAACCUCCACAACCAAAUGCCGAGCAACUUGGACUUCUUCAUCUUACUCUCCUCAAUCACAUGCGUCAUCGGCAACGCGGCUCAGUCGAACUAUGCCGCCGGGAACACAUUCGAAGACGCCUUAGCCCACUUCCGCCGGAGCCAAGGCCUGGCCGCGACGGCGAUCGACGUCGGUCUCGUGACGGACUCGGCUCAUUUCACGGGCGACUUUGACAUGAACGCCUACUUCCAGAUGUACGAACACCGUUGGGAUGGCCUGCAAACCACGCAACCAGAGCUUGAUGCAGUACUGCGGGCGGCUAUGGCUGGGCGAACAGCCGAUGGAAAACCUGUUGAACCUCAGAUUGUCCUUGGUAUAGGCAGUUCCAUGCCGGUCGGUCCGUCAUCAGCGUUGUGGACAAAAGAUCCCAAGUUCAGUCACCGAGUCAACCACUUAUCGUCCGGCCAUUCAGACGCCCCAAUAGAUGCCGAAUCUGCUAAAGAGAGAAUGUCGCAAGUUGCCAACUUGCAAGAUGCCACGCAGAUUGUUGAAGGCGUGCUGAAAGGAUACGCGGCUCAAAUUAUGGACAUCAACAUUGAGGAUGUAGAUGUCGAGAAGGCGUUUUAUGACUUUGGAGGUAUGUGUUGUCGCGACUCUCAGUUAUUCGCCACGACUCCUAUUGUCAAAAAUUUUGCUAACGCUUUUUUUCCUCUUCUUUCUUUUGCAGUUGACUCUUUGAAAGCAGUUGAGCCUCGUAACCGUAUCUUUCGAGAACUGGAAAGUGAUGUAUCCGUGUUUGAAUUGCUGAGUCCAUCACCGUUGUCAAAACUGUCCGUGGAGGUUGCGAGCAGAAGCAAGUUGGUGGCCCAAUAUGUCGGAAAAACAGAUAGGUCAUGA